This is a messenger RNA of Bactrocera oleae (olive fruit fly), 1682 nucleotides long. It is a transcript of the gene Ssu72, whose product is annotated as Ssu72 CTD phosphatase. The record is from RefSeq and is a predicted model, not a curated record. Gene Ontology annotation, cellular component: mRNA cleavage and polyadenylation specificity factor complex; nucleus. Gene Ontology annotation, molecular function: RNA polymerase II CTD heptapeptide repeat phosphatase activity. NCBI's taxonomy places the organism in Eukaryota, Metazoa, Arthropoda, Insecta, Diptera, Tephritidae. Gene Ontology annotation, biological process: termination of RNA polymerase II transcription.
ACAUUUUCCAAACCAAUUUUAAACUAAGCUGCACAAUCUUUAUAAUUAACACAAAUAUUGUACUUACGAAUAUGUAAAUAUUAAGUGUGCGUAAAACAACUUCACCACGAUUUUUUUGAAUUCAACGGCGCUAUUUUUAAUAUCAGCGCUACACAACACAGCUGCUUGUCAACAUCGGCGGUGAUUCUGUCAUUCGCACUUUAAUUUUCAUUGGUUCUAUUUUAUCAAAUUGAUGUGUUAGUUGCUGUAGUUUAAAAAAAAAAAUUAAUAAACAUUACAAAAAUGUCGAAUAAUUCAAAUCUAUCUGUGGCUGUGGUAUGUUCCUCAAACAUGAAUCGUUCAAUGGAGGCACAUCAUUUCCUAGCAAAGAAGGGCUUCAACGUGCGUUCCUUUGGCACUGGUGAACGUGUAAAACUCCCAGGCACAGCCAUCGAUAAACCAAAUGUAUAUGAAUUUGGCACGCCGUACGACACAAUCUACCAGGAUCUGCUUACUAAAGAUAAACAAUACUAUACACAAAACGGGUUACUGCAUAUGCUUGACCGUAAUCGCAGAAUUAAAAAGUGUCCAGAACGCUUUCAGGAAUGCAAAGAACAAUUCGAUAUUAUUGUGACCGUGGAAGAGCGCGUCUACGACCAGGUGCUAGAACAUAUGGAAUCUUGUGAUCCCAUCGACAACCGACCUGUACAUGUAUUCAAUGUGGAUAUUGAGGACAAUCACGAGGAGGCUUUAAUGGGCGCUUUUCUAAUCACGGACAUGAUAAAUAUGAUGGCGAAAUCAACCGAUCUGGAUAACGAUAUUGACGAACUGCUGCAAGAAUUCGAGUCUCGGCGCAAUAAAACUGUUUUGCAUUCGGUACUUUUCUACUGACAAUUGUUUAAAAUGUAGAUGGGAAUCGAUAUAACGAAAUGGAAAAAUUAAAAGUAUUGUUGGCAAAAUUCGGUUUGUUAAUGCAAGUACGUCAAACGGUAAAAAAAACUGUCCUAUAGGGUAUAUAAUAUUAUUAAACAAAAAUGAAAAAAGUGAGAACGGAAGCAAAUGCAACAAGUUAUGGCAUAAUUUUUAUGGAUCCAGCAGGAAAAACAUAUAAAAAAUGGAACCAGGGACGGCGAAACUAAUAUUAUAGUUAUAUAAAAACAAACAUAUGACGUAAUCAAAAUCCAAGCAAGAUUGAGGUAACCCAACUCAUUUGUUGAAGAACAAAUGCUUAUAAAAACUAUACAUGUUGGUAUGUAUGCACUUGUAAGCGUGUAUAACAAUGCAAAAAUAUAAUUAUCUUGCGGAGUAUUUAAAAGCGAAUAUAAACAGAUAUUUUACAAUUUUAUAUUUAAGUAUAGUCACUAUUGUUUUCUCCAAUCAAGUUCUUCUUUGCCAAAGAAAAUAAAACAAUGAAUAUAUGUAUAAGUAAUAUAAACACAUCGAAACAUAUGUAUGUUUAAUAUUUUCAUUUAAUUUAAGCAUUCUCGACAUUACUUGGAUUUUCACCAAUUUAAUUUAUUUUUAAGUAUUAAGGGUUUAUGCCCGAAGUUUAUGCUAAAUCAAACUUUGCCAUAACCUAAAAACUCUAAAAUCAAAGCGAAAUUACAAAAAAUAGAAGGCAAGUAAAUUUCAAGGGAGGUUUGAAAUAGAACUGAUAUUAUUUGGCAAGUACAAUAACAAAUGUGUAUAAGAUAAAAAAAAAA